Molecule: messenger RNA, 2474 nt
Organism: Colletotrichum destructivum
Lineage: Eukaryota; Fungi; Ascomycota; Sordariomycetes; Glomerellales; Glomerellaceae
Product: Putative zn(2)Cys(6) fungal-type DNA-binding domain, fungal transcription factor
Exons: 1
Coding region: 236-2452 (738 amino acids)
Biological process (GO): regulation of DNA-templated transcription
Molecular function (GO): zinc ion binding; DNA-binding transcription factor activity, RNA polymerase II-specific
Source: RefSeq, a predicted model, not a curated record
GUCCUCACUACACUCGCUACACGCGCAGACACAGACGACACACCGACGACACACGGCGACAACUCACCCAACUGCGGUCCAUCUCAUCGACCAAUUCGCAGUCGCGCUCAACAGACCUUGAUCCGGCGCUACACGCCCGGUCCCGCCUCCGACGGUUCCCUCUGGAUGACAUCUCCCACCUGAGCCUCGCCAACGCCGUGUGCGCCAAACCCUCACACCGACAUCCACCAUCACCAUGUUCUCCCGCAACAGGGACAUGACGCACAUGUCGUCCCUCUCGGGGCUCCGGACGCGCUUCAAGAACAGCAUGUCGUCCUCGUCGUCCUCGGCCAAGAUCCGUAGCUCCGAGGGCUGCUGGACCUGCCGCCUGCGCCGCAAGAAGUGCGACGAGGCCCGCCCCGUUUGCGACGGCUGCGCCCAGCUCGAGAUCACCUGCUACUACAGCGACGUCAAGCCCGACUGGAUGGACGGCGCCGAACGCCAGAAGGAGAUGGCCGACAACCUCAAGAAGCAGGUCAAGAUUCAGGCCAACAACCGCCGCGAGCGCAAGUACCUGCAGAGCCUCGACGUCGACCCCAGCGCCGGCCACACCCCCGGCGACGACGACCACAACCACCACCGGCAUCAACAUCACCACCACGACAUCCCCCCGGUUCCCGCCCUGAGCACCGAUGGCGGUUCCUCCAAGGCCACUGAUUCAAACAGCCCAUCGACCGUCAACGACACGCCGGGCGACUCGUCGAGCCCGCUCUAUCAGAUGAGCUCCGUCAAGUCGUCCAUCCACGACGUGGCCGUGCCCGGCGGCAGCGCCUCGCCGCCCAACCAGAUGAUGCGUCAGCCCACGCCGGAAUGGUCCGCUCACCCGAGCUCCUCCACCAGCAGUCCUCCGGCCGCCGCCCACACCCCGGCCCCGGCCCUGGCUCCGGCUCAGGCCCCGACUCCCCUCCCGGCGUCCCACCCCUCCGUCCCCGUCACCGCCGACCAGACGGCGUCGGUGCCCCCCUUUGCCGACGACUCCAACCUCAGCUUCAUCAUGAUCUACCUCGACUACGUCUUCCCCUUCCUCUUUCCCUUCUACAAGCCCGCCCUGCUCGAGGGCGGCCGCGGCUGGCUUCUCAACGUCCUCAACCACAACAAGGCCCUCUACCACACCGCCCUCAGCCUCUCGUCCCAUUUCUUCGGCGUCGUCCUCAACGGCGCCCAGCUCGAGCACGCCCCCUGCCGCAUGAAGUCCAUCUCCAGCCUGCAGCACCAGCUCGACCUCGCCCUGCGCGAGCUCCGCGCCGACAUGGCCCGCAUCAACGAGGGCGGCGUCGAGGACCAGCUCCGCCAGGCCUGCCGCGUCCUCGAGAGCAUCGUCCAGCUGCUCAUCUUCGACGUCACCCUCGCCACCAACGACCACUGGCACAUGCAUCUCGAUGCCGCCACCGUCGUCUUCCAGCAGAUCCUGCCGCGGCCCGACCUCUGGGACCCUACCAUGCAGCACAUGGCAAUCCCCCUCCUCGCCGACGUCCACUUCCCCCCGGGCUCCCACAAGCCCUGGAGCUCCGACCAGGCCGCCCUGCGCUUCUUCACCGCCUCGCUCCUCUACUUUGACAUCAUCUCCGCCACCGCACUCGAGCGCGCCCCGGCCCUGCAGCCCUACCACCACCACCUCCUUGCCCCGCGCCGUGAGGCGUGCCACGAGCUCGAGCCGCGCCUGCGCCUCGAGGAGUACUUUGGCUGCCAGAGCUGGGUCCUCCAGAUCAUCGGCGAAAUCGCCGCCCUCGACGCCUGGAAGAAGGAGAACCGCCGCGCCGGCUCCCUCUCCAUGACCAACCUCGUCUCGCGCGCCGCCUUGCUCGAGAUCGCCCUGCGCGAGGGCAUCGCCUGCGUGGACAACCAGUGCCCGCGCCUCUUGGGUGGUGCCGUCGCCGCCGCCGCCGGCAGUCCCGAGGAGCUCGCCUGCCGCGCCGCCGCCUGCACCCUGUCCGACAUGCCGCCGCCGCACCCGACGCACGCCGACACCACGCGCCUGCCCCCCGACCCGCUGACGCUCUACCGGAGCCAGCAGACGCGCGACUCGGCCGACGCCUCGCGCGUGCACACAAAGAUCUGGGCCCACGCCGCGCUGACUUACCUUUCGACCGUCGUCUCCGGCUGGCAGCCCUCGUGCCCGGAGACGGCGACGAGCGUGCAGGCGACGCUGGAACUGCUCGACUCGCUGCCGAGCCCCGUGUGUCUGCGCACCGCCGUCUGGCCCUUCUGCGUCAUCGGCUGCCUGGCCGACCCGUGCCAGGAGCAAAUGUUCCGCGACAUGGUCGGCCGUAUGGGCGCCCUCGAGGUUUUCGGGUCCAUCAAGGCCGCCCUCGGCGUGAUGGAGAACGUCUGGGCGCGCCGGGACUCCAUCGACGAGAGCUGGGACCUGGCCGCCUGCUUCAAGAUUAUGGGGCACGCCGUGCUUCUGACCUGAGGUUGUUAUUGAAGUAUACCUU